AUGUCUGACUUCUUGAAACCGGCCCCCGAGCCUCGAACCGAACUUGGCCGCUACCGAGUGCUCUCGUCAACGGCCGGGAUCCGCGUGUCGCCUCUCCAGCUCGGUGCCAUGUCCAUUGGGGAUGCCUGGUCCGGUAUGAUGGGGUCAAUGGACAAAGAUUCGUCCUUCAAACUUCUGGAUGCCUUUGUUGAAGCCGGCGGCAACUUCAUCGACACCGCCAACAACUACCAAAGCGAGCAAUCGGAAACCUGGCUGGGCGAAUGGAUGGCCUCCCGGAACAACCGCGACAGAAUGGUGAUCGCCACGAAGUUCACAACCGACUACAAGUCCCACGAAGUGGGCAAGGGCAAUUCCCCGAACUGCUGCGGCAACCAUAAGCGCUCGCUGAAAAUGAGUCUGCGGGAUUCCCUCCAGAAGCUUCAGACUGAUUGGAUCGAUAUCCUCUAUGUCCACUGGUGGGACUACACGACCUCUAUUGAGGAACUUAUGGACAGCCUGCAUACCGUGGUUGAGCAAGGAAAGGUGCUAUACCUGGGUAUCUCGGACACCCCAGCUUGGGUGGUAAGCGCGGCGAACACCUAUGCCCGUGCACACGGCAAGACUCCGUUUAGCGUUUACCAAGGCCGUUGGAACGUGAUGCUUCGCGAUUUUGAAAGAGAUAUUAUCCCCAUGGCCCUGCAUUUCGGCAUGGCCCUUGCACCCUGGGACGUGUUAGGCAGUGGCAAGUUCCAAACUGCAAAGGCCCUGGAGGAGCGCCGGAAGAAGGGCGAAGGACUGCGUGCUAUGCUGGGCGCCGGCGAGCAAUCACCGGAUGAGGCCAGGAUAAGCGAAGCUUUAGCUAAGGUGGCCGCUGAGCAUGGAAUUGAGUCGGUGACGGCUAUCGCCUUGGCAUAUGUCCUUCAGAAGGUCCCCAACGUGUUCCCUAUCGUCGGAGGACGCAAAGUGGAACAUCUUCAAGAUAACAUCCAGUCGCUUAAAAUCAAGUUGACGACGGAGCAAGUGGAGUAUCUGGAAAGUGUUCGGCCUUUGGACGUGGGUUUCCCGCACAACAUGGUGGGCACAGAUCCUAAGUUGAGCGGAGUUAUAAGUCCCUGGGUUGGUUUUGGUAGCAAAGUAGCUGUGCCACCGCCGGUCAAGGGGUUUACACCUCAGUGA
This is a messenger RNA of Aspergillus puulaauensis, 1155 nucleotides long. Its product is annotated as aldo/keto reductase. The transcript has a single exon. Bases 1 to 1155 code for a protein of 384 amino acids. NCBI's taxonomy places the organism in Eukaryota, Fungi, Ascomycota, Eurotiomycetes, Eurotiales, Aspergillaceae. The record is from RefSeq and is a predicted model, not a curated record.